This is a messenger RNA of Linum tenue, 2232 nucleotides long. The record is from the annotation of a GenBank genome assembly. NCBI's taxonomy places the organism in Eukaryota, Viridiplantae, Streptophyta, Magnoliopsida, Malpighiales, Linaceae.
GGAAAAUCUCGUUGUUUGCCCUUAUAAAUUGUUUUUACCUUCCCGAGCGCGGGCCGGCCCCCAGAAUUCCCAUUUUGGGUUUGGGGAACGAAUGACUCAGUUAGUCAGUUUGUUAAGUCACUACUGAUUCACCGUCGCCUUCAGUACCUGUGUUGAUCGGACACAGACUACGCCGGCCGGGCAACGCCAAACCACCGCGCCGGAGAAGGAAGGGUAAAAAAAACCCCGCCGAUCAGCACUAUCGGGAGCUGGCGCCUGCCUGUGGGGCCGAAAUUGAUUUUUGCGUUGGGAAGGAACAGAUUGUGUUGUUGUGUUGUGGAGACAAGUCCCAGCACAGGGAUUUGAACAAAAUUUAUGAGCACGAGAUCCCUCAACUCGAUACAGGAGUUUGAGUAGGAUCUCAGUGAAUGGCUCUUGCUCUCAAACUAGUACCGAUUUUGGUGCUUACCUAUGUGUUGGCAGCGAACAGCUAUGCUGUUGAAAAUGGUUUCAGCCAGUGUGAAAAUGUUCUUAAGAAGUGGAGCAGCUCAGCUCUUGAACAAGAAGCUAAGGAGGACAAGCAUACACUUCGAGAUUUAUUGUUUUUUCUUCAUAUCCCAAGAACUGGAGGGCGAACAUACUUUCACUGUUUCUUGAGAAAGUUGUACUCUGGCUCAGAUGAAUGUCCCCGUUCUUAUGAUAAGUUACGGUUUGACCCAAGCAAACAAAAGUGCAGGCUAUUGGUUACUCAUGACGACUAUAGCAUGAUUUCUAAGCUUCCUAAGGAGAAAACUUCUAUGGUGACCAUACUCAGGAAUCCAGUUGACCGGGUCUUUAGUGCUUAUGAGUUUUCAGUUGAAGUGGCUGCCAGGUUUUUGGUGCAUCCUAACUUAACGUCUGCAACUAAAAUGUCUGGUCGCUUGCGGUCUAAUACAUCUGGAAUUAGUACAUUGGAUAUAUGGCCCUGGAAAUACUUGGUUCCAUGGAUGAGAGAAGACCUGUUUUCUAGGAGGGAUGCAAGAAGGCAUAGAGGCUCAGAUAGAGUUGAGAGCAAUAACCCAUAUAGCAUGCAGGAGAUUGUGAUGCCAUUACUCCAAUAUAUAAAUGACCCUAUAGCUCGUGAUAUUGUUCACAAUGGAGCAACUUUUCAGAUUGCAGGAAUAACUAACAACUCGUACUUUCCAGAAGCACAUGAAGUGCGUCACUGUGUACAGAGAUACAAGGUCCUUGGAGAUUAUGUUCUUCAAGUUGCAAAGAAGAGGCUGGAUGAUAUGUUGUAUGUUGGUCUCACCGAGGACCACAAAGAAUCUGCUACCAUGUUUGCAAAUGUGGUUGGAGCACAGGUGAUAUCCCAGACAUUAUCAUCAUCAUUAAAUGCUACCACCAAGUGGAAACCGGCUAAUCACAAAACAGGUCGUGGCUCUUUAAUCUCAGUUCCAGAGGCUGACCACGAGGAGCAUCAAGUGGGGCAGGCCAACACCACACUUCAUUCCACAGAGAAUAUAAGUGACAAUAGAGAAAAUAUGACGGUGAAGAAACUAAUGGGGUCUUAUGAAGACUGCAUAAAGAGUUUAAGGAAGACACAGUCGCGCCGUCGAACUAGCUCUCUGAAGAGGAUUGCUCCUGCAAACUUCUCCAAGGCGGACCGACUGAAGGUUCCUGAGGUGGUGCUCGAGGAGAUCAGAUCUCUUAACCACCUAGAUGUGGAUCUUUAUGAAUAUGCUCGCAGCAUCUUCACUAACCAACACCAAAAGAGCCUGUUGCAACCAUAUGACGCCACUGAAGGCCUGGGAAGCAUUUUCAGCAGCUAUUCAUCAGAGGAAGGAAUACUGUCGUUCAGAUUACUGUCGUUGGGCAUGUUUGUGGCCUUGUUCCUUCUGGUCAUGCUUGUAUGUGUAAACGCCAGAAGGAAAAUAUCCAAAGUCAAAAUAUAACUGAACAGGUAAAAAAAAACAUUACGUAAGAUCAAAGGAGGGUGGUAGAGAGGAAUACACAGCUUCCAUACCUAAAUUAGGAUUUAACCUUUUUAACUCCCCUUUUCACCCUUUGGAACAACAGUAUUGGGGUAAAGUUUGACGUGAUUUAACUGUUGCAGAUAGGAUCAUUUCACAGCUCACGUGCUGAAUGUUGAUUUCCUAUCAGCAAGUGAUCUGUAAAAAUCAUGAUUGGGAUGACUUGAAUGCAUGGUUUCUAACAAUACCAUGCUUUUUCUCGUUUGAGUUGGGUACAAAAUUUCGCGCAUUUCAGUAAUUC